CAGCAAUACCGGCAAUGGAAACAACGCACGAUAAGCGGUAUUCGGUGGAAGACACAGAAAGCAUGUGGAAAACGUUGGUGGUUACAUUUACCGACAUCGUCAACGAUCAUGGAUCACAUCUGGAAAAGAUUCUAAACAUGAUUCGGACGGAUAUUACAUACGAUGAUCCCGGUCUUUUCCCGAGGACGCUCUUAACGGAUGCUGAGCGACAGAGCUGUCGUAGUUUCAUUUAUUGGCUGAUGUACCAGCUUCUUAGAAUAGCUUCGUGCGAAGCCUAUGAAAGCAUUGCAGACAUAUAUACCAGCUUGCAGAAGGAAAUAAUUAAGGCAUGCUUCAUCAAGCAACGGUGGUUAGCCCUGGAAAUUACAACUGAGUUUAUCAAGCUCUUGGACAAAAUGAAUGAUUAUCAAACUGAUUGUAACGAUACGGUUGACACUUUUUAUCAUGCAUUCAACAACGCCACCAUACUGGGAACAGAAUAUAAGUGUGACACAGUAGAGAUCAACAGCAUGGUCCGCUGCCGUAUGAUUCGCAAGCAUUGUUUACAUGCCAUAACGGAAUCCAUGUCCCUGAUAAUUAACCAGCAGAAUGAUGAAUCAUUCGGAAUCGUAAACGGAAGCAUGUGCACAAUUUUGAAAACGUUAUCAUUGGGCAACCUGCAAGAGAAAGACUUAUGUAUCGCAUUUUUCAAGAUGUAUUUCUAUCAGAAUGAUGAGGCACUAUGCUCUAGCUAUUCGUUGCAGAAAACAUUAAACAUGAUGAGCUUGCUAGCUGUUGCUUUGAAUCGUAUCGGUGCAUGGUGCUCGGGUAGACUGGUAAAUCAACGAGAAGUCGACACAUUUUUGCGCACAGUAACAGAUCUUUACACUGUAAUGAAUACGAAGCACAUUUCGCCCCCGGUUGAACAAGAAUGGACACACAAAAUAAGCACUGUUCUGAUGGAGUUGCUACGUAGCAGCAAAAACUACCAAACAUCUGAAGGAAUAAGGAUGAACGAACUGCAACUACACAAAUUAAAUCAUGAGAUGCUAACAUUCCGAGGGAAGCUUUGCCCAUCAUUACCGGAUAUCGGAUUUAGUUUUAUGGACUUGAUCAAUUGUGCCGGAAUUGUGGACUUUGAAGAGUUAGUGGCGACACAAAUUGCAAAGCAAAUCAAUAGCGCACUAUCUAGGGUCCACAAUCAAAGUAAAGUAGAUCUCUCCCGCAAAAUAUCCAUUCGUCUGGUGAGCAGUAUAUGGGAUAACCUGUUCGAAAAAGUCACCCAAAACAACAGUCUCUUAGAGCGCGCUCUAACAGUGGCCAAUAAAGUCAUCUAUAAAGUAAGCAAUCGUAAGAAGAAUAACGCCACUAUCGUCAACGAUCGCUUGGAGUUAGAUGGUCAACAGUUUCUGUUUUUCGAAUCAAAACUUUCACUCCUGGAUGCAGCGUUCGUGAUGGAAAAAUUCGUCGAAAAGCAGGAAGAUCUGCUCAAUGUAGUGGUUGGCAUAAUUCAUGUAACCGAUUGCCAAUCGCUAAGCGCAAGUCAGCAGCAUGCAUUGCUCCAAACCCUGUUUGCCCCAUUUGAAAAAAAUGCUCCCAGUAACGACAAAAACCCGAAGCCUCGAUGGAACUCCGAUAUGAACAGUGCACUUUGCCAUUACGCUUUGCAACAGCUGUGUAAAUUGCAAAUCGAAAAUCUGCACGACGAAAUAGUAGACAGCUGUAUCAAGGGACAACUUAUCUCACUUCUGAUGUUCAUUGCCAAAUCAAACGAUUGUAUAGCAAUGAAACGAACACUUCUACAUGCCUUUCAGCGUCUGGUUUUGUCUUCCAAACUGGUGCUGAAGUUAUUGUUUGAUAACGUGUUUGUACCACUGCUGGCAACGGAUUACGAUGAAACGAUGCUGGUGGAUAUGAUUGGAGUGCUAAAUUUGUUUUGCUGCAUUUGUUCGGCUAACGACGAGAGUUUCUGCGUAAACCAGACAUCAGAAGAUCAACGUAGCUUUAAAUGCAGCGAAUGUUGUCAACAACGAAUAUCUGCCGCCCAUCGUAAAGAUUACCACGUUGCAACAGCUUCAACACAGUUGGUGUCACAAGGGAAACGAAUUGAUCUGGCAUGCCAUAUGCGCGACGCGCUAAGAAAAACUUUCAAUACAAAGGAAGAAACAGUACUAUUGGCUUGGUCGAAUUUUCUCCCUAGCGCAUUGAAACAUUCGUUUGAAUGCAUGGUGGAUGAUGGUGAGAUACUAUCAUUUUGGAUGAGUCUGUUUAAAAGCAAUUCAACGAAAGUAUGCCAACAAAUGAUCAUGCACAUUCCAUCGAUCAUACAAACACUUGCUGCCAAAUUAAUUAAUGAACCGGAUCGGCACGGUAAGUGUAUAAAAGACUUGAUCGAGCAGUUGUUGCUAGCGACAAAGCAUUGCAUCAUGACGAAAACCACGUAUUCCCACCAAAUGGUUGUGGUCCGUAUGAUUGUGGAGUUUUCAGACGCCCAUUACCAUGCCACAGUGAAGAAUGGAUCGAACGACUCUAAGGAAACGUUGUUUCACUGCGUGCGAAUCAUGAUUUUCCUACUAAUGCAUCCAGAAUCACACGUAACGCACGAAGCUUCGAUUGCGAUCGCGGAAAUGUGCGCAAGACAAGACAUUAGCCCUUGGAAAAUCCUUUCCUGGUAUCGUCACGACAUAAUCAAACAAAUGAUGGGCCUUGCCGUUAGCAAUUAUAUUCUUGCCGGAAUUACUCUACACCAGUCGAUGAACAACGUGAGCCACACUUUCGAAUGUAGAGAUCCGGUUGAUUUUGUGGGCAAACAUUACAAAAUCAUUAUGGCAAUGCUGUUACCCUGGUGUCUUCGGUUACAAAAGUGCGACGAUUUAUUGCGGGAAGUAGCCAUCAUCGUGCGGAAAGAUUUGGUAGCAAUGUUAUCUGUAUCCUUUCUAACGAUAUACACCUAUCUGUUUAUCACCGAGUCCGUAGAAAUCACUAAUAACUGCAUCGAGUACAUCAUGAAGCUUACUGGCAACAGCUUUUUUCAUUUGCUGCAUUCUGAUAUUAAGCGAACAGUAUCUGAAGUUCUAAUCUACUACCACAUCAAUCCAGAGUGUGUGAUGCACGCAUUUCGCAGCUUACUCUCCAAGGACAGCGAUAUUGACGAGGUAUCAACGGCACGGAUUGCAGAAUACAUUGCCGAACGAUUUCUUGGCGUGCUAGCAAAUCUAGAAGCAACACUGGUAAAUCCCGACGGAGAAAAGUUCCUGAAACGCUUGGCGCUGCUGAGUCUCGGUGACAUUAUUCGAUUGCUCGGCGGUGAACACAUAACACCGUUUCGGUUCAAAAUAAUUGCUGUGCUUCGAACAGCGCUAGCUUUACCGGAAGAAACAGCACUGACCAAACUAUGCGUAAAUACGUGGCGUAUAUUCAUAUGCACAGUCGACGUGCGUCAGUUAGGUCCGCUGCUAAGUACAAUUUUCGUGACCCUGGAACCAUUGCUUCUUGCGUACCCGGAUAAUAUUGGCUAUAUCUUUCGGUAUUUGGUUAUAGAAAACAAUAAUUUGCUGGGAAAUAAUCUUGGCGAUCUGUUCUUUCUCGAGGACACAAAUGUUGCGCACGAUAUUAAAGCGAUUGUGGCGUGUCGCAUUCCGAAGCACGACAAUAUAGAUGGAACCGAUCGAUUUGUGCUACGCCUGGAGGAGCUGAUUAGACACUGCAAUCACGAGAAUUUGAAGAUACGAGCAUACGCGCUCGCCUACCUCUGUCGACUGUGCGAAACGAACCGGGCAGAGAUAAAUGAAGCUAUUCUGGGCCAGCAUCAAAAUAUGGGACUUGGCCCCAUAGCCACGAUGGUAGAAACGUUGAUACGUGGGCUGUGUGAGCAAGAUACAAUCCUGCAAGAAAGGGCCGCCGAAUGUCUUGGAGAGCUGGGCGCCCUUGCACCCAGCCAUUUACCACCCAAUUAUGCCCCGACGGGAUUAGGAUUCGCGCUAAGCAUUCAUUCUGAUUGUUUUGCCAUUAUCGCACUACGAGAGUUGUGCCGAGCAUACCAGCGGCAGAAGGAUUCUAAAUUCGUAGACAGUUUUUCGCUCGCAAUUCAGGAAAUUUUGAACGAAAGAGGCGUUUCCCCAGCGGCAGACAAAAAGCGGGAAGUGUGGGAAACCAUCCCGGAACGCUUGCGCCCGAUUAUGGAACCGUUGCUAACGUCCUGCUACACUACGGUAUCGCGAGCAUCCCUAUCGAUGGUGCAUCCGGUGUUUAACAAUAUUCAUUCAAGUCACGAAUGGUGUUACCAAUGGGCGUCACAAAUGAUCGAAGGCAUAACAUGCGAUGCCACGCGCAAUCUGCUGCGAGCAUUCAAGCCAAGCUUGCGCUGUGAUAGAGGAACUCUACUGAUGAUGCUACCAUACGUAUUACUUCAUGCACUACAGCUAAGCAGUGGAACCGAGCCAAGAAAUCGAAUAGCCGAAGAACUGCAUACCGUGUUCCUCGCAGCCAUAGCUCAUGCCGAAAAUGUUCCCACCAUCUCGGCGGCAGUAGAGGAAAGAAACAAUAUGGAAGAAAUAGCCGCCAGUACUGCAGUCGACUCAAUUGUUUGCAUCACUCCAGAACAGCAAGACACUUCCAGCAAGGAACUAGCGUUGCAGUGCGCCAAGUAUGCCUUUGGUUUGUUUGAUUUUCUUGAACGAUGGAAACGGCAACAUCUUAAGCAAAACGUUGCGGUUAGCAAUAGUGCUCAAGAAAACCAACACAAUUAUGAUGUGGUUGAUGGUUUUCUGAAAAACUUUGACGCUGAUCGACUCGCGCAGGUCAACUUCAAAUGUCAAGAGUAUGCUAGAGCCCUGCAAUAUGUAGAGUACAGCUUAACCGGCGAAGAUAAGGGUAGAAAGCUGCAGGAUAAAUUAUCAUUCUUGAGUGAAAUUUUUUCCCGCCUCGGUGAUUCUGAUUCGGUUGAAGGAGUGAUGGCUUUGAAAGCGACCGAGCCAACGCUACAUGAGCUAAUCCUUUACCACAACGCCACCGGACGGUUACAAGAGGCCGUUGCAUGUUACGAAAGAUUACUGCAGUUGACCAAUGUGGAAGAGCAAGCGCUUAGUCUCGACUACGUGAAUAGUAUGAUUGAGUGUUAUCUACGGCUUGACCAGCCGGAAACUGCUCUACUGCUAGCAGAAAGCUUACUUGUUCGAUUCCACGAUACUGCACUACAUAAACCGUUGCUGGACAUACAAGCUGAACCAUUAUACCGACUGGGAAGAUUUGAAGAGCUCGAGGAACUAAUCGUUCAACGUCAGGCCGACCAGUUGAGUGGAGCCAUCGAUGGUGAAGAGCGGCACUGGGGAGUAAUUUGCGGUUCACUGAUAAUUGCGUUCCGACAGUCUCACUAUGAAAAAUUCAACACCGAAAUAGAACGUGCCAGGCUGCAUGUGGUACAAGGCAGCUGCAGUGAACGUAUCAGCUCUCGCCCAUUAGAUGAACAGCUGGGCACAUAUGAGAGUCGCUAUGACCAGGUGUUAAAGUUGCACAUUAUCCAUGAGUUUGCCAAGUGUGGUCGUAUAAUGCAGAAUCUGCGCUCUAUGCAAUACAGUACGGACGAGGGAAGCAAUAUGGCAACCACUCUGUACGAGGAUGUUCAGAAUCUUGUGAUUAACCUGAACAACAGGCUUGAGGUAUUGCAGCCGAAUGCAACCACAAUAGAACCAAUCAUCAGUUUGAGGCGUAUACUGCUGAAAGAAAUAAGCCGCACCAUAGAUACGAUCAAGUGGCAAGGGAACGACAAUGAGAAUGGCGUAAAAGAACUUCGUCAACUGAUUGAUCAGACCAUCGGACAGCUUUGGAUGAAGAGCACGGAACUAGCAUCGCGAGCCAAUAUGUACCAGCAGGCACUGCUGUACAUUCUGCACGCGGAAAGCUAUCGACCUCCGGAUCUUUUCAUUAAAAAUGCGAAACUGCUGUGGGAUCGGCGUGAUGUGACGGGUGCGCUGAAAGUUCUUGAACGUGGAGUCAACGAGAUACUUGGCGAUGUGGCGUCGGGUACAAUAGAUGGGAACAAUUUGAAAGCUAUACCAAAAGAUCUUCGCUUGAUAUAUGCGGAAGGGAAGCGCCUGAUUGCGACGUACAAUGCAGAAGCUUCAAAUAUAUCAGCAACGCUUAAUAGGCGCUACUUCAAGGAAGCGCUUGAUGCAAAUCCGGAAAGUGAAAUUGCGCUAGUACAGUUGGCUCAGUACAUCGACAAGCUGUACAGUUCGUGUCCUGCCAGCGAGCAGAAUUCAGCAAACUGUUGGGAAAUGAUGUUCGAGGUAAUGAAAUGUUACGGAAAAUCGAUGAUGUUUGGAUCGAACUACAUCUAUCAAUCGAUGCCACGGGUUCUCAGCAUAUGGCUCGACUCCACCGCCAAAACCAUGCAAAAAUCGGAAGAAGCGUCGAGCUCGGCUACCAUGAUUAGUCGCAAAAUCGCACUGUCCAUGAACAAGUUGGCCAACAAAUUUAAGGACACGUUAUCACCAUACUUUUUCUUCACCGCUUUUUCCCAGCUAAUAAGCAGAGUGGCUCAUCCAUCACAGGACACAUUCCAUGUACUGAAAGGGAUAAUUGUGAAAUUGUUGCUCAACUACCCGCAGCAAACGCUAUGGAUGAUGCUUAGUGUUUACAAAUCAUCGUACACCAACCGUGUCCGGCGAUGCGUGGAGAUAUUUAAUGAUCGCCAGUUACUCCAGGUGGAAGAUAUGCAAAAGUUGAUAAAAGACUUCAAUGCCUUGGCUGAACGUUUGAUCGAGCUUACCAACAAAGACAUCCCCGGGCCGGCUAGAAGCAUUAAAAGUAGCAACCCGAUCAAAAUAACAGUUUCUUCGUUGGUAAAAGCUUUGCCCAAGCUGUUGGCUGAUAAAAACUUUUCCACCGUCAUAAUUCCCAUCGAAAAGUGCAUGCAACUGGUGCUGAAUAAGAACACUGGAAUGAACUUUCAGCCAUAUCCGACGAAUACAAUUUAUAUUGCCGGCAUUGAGGAGGAGCUGACGGUGUUAUUCUCGCUCCAGAAGCCGCGGAAAAUUACACUUCGUGGACAUAAUGGUAAGCUGUACACAAUGAUGCUGAAGCCUAAAGAUGAUUUACGAAAAGAUUUUCGUUUGAUGGAGUUCAAUGCAGUAGUGAAGCAAUACCUGGCCCAGGACCCCGACGCAAAAUUUCGCAGACUGUACAUACGCACGUAUGCCGUGUUGCCGCUAAAUGAGGAGUGUGGUAUAAUUGAGUGGAUAUCGAACUUGAACCCAUUUCGCAGUAUCGUAUGUACAUACUACAAACAGCGCGGGCUAGGAAUGACUGUGGCCGAGCUGCGCAAGUUUUCGUUCGAGCGUACCGAUCCGCUGGCAAAGAAACGGCAAGCGUUUGAGUCUAUUCUCGUCCCUCGUCAUCCGCCACUGUUUGGGGAAUGGUUUCGAGACUGUUUCCCCAAUCCCAACAACUGGUUCCAGGCACGCUCGUCCUACAUCAAGACUACCGCAGUCAUUUCAAUGGUUGGCUACAUUUUGGGGCUGGGCGAUCGACAUGGUGAGAACAUUCUGUUCGAUUCAUCUAACGGCGAUACAGUGCACGUAGAUUUCAAUUGUCUGUUUAACCGCGGAGAAACAUUUACAAUCCCAGAGUUGGUACCGUUUCGGUUAACGCACAAUAUGGUCCACGCUAUGGGACCACUAGGAGUGGAAGGACUGUAUCGUCGAUGUUGUGAAAUAGUUUUGAGAAUAUUGCAAACGCACGCGUCAACCUUCAUGUCUGUGUUGAAGCCGUUUGUGUACGAUCCCAUGGUAUCGUGGAGUAAGGUUGGCAAUGCCAAUUUGGGGCAAGGUGAUCCGAACAGCCGGGAUAACUACGUCGAACGAACGGAUCCCCAGGCAAUGCAUAAUGUGUUGAAUAUCGAGGAAAGACUAAAAGGAUACGUGAAAAUCAAGGGCAAACCAUCACACAUGCCAUUGUCGAUCGAAGGUCAGGUAGAUCAUCUGAUCAAAGAAGCCACUGAUAUAGACAAUCUCGCGCAAAUGUACAUUGGCUGGUCUGCAUAUACGUGA
This is a messenger RNA of Anopheles maculipalpis, 8027 nucleotides long. It is a transcript of the gene mei-41, whose product is annotated as serine/threonine-protein kinase ATR. Gene Ontology annotation, biological process: DNA damage checkpoint signaling; telomere maintenance; protein phosphorylation. The record is from RefSeq and is a predicted model, not a curated record. Gene Ontology annotation, cellular component: nucleus. The coding region runs from base 15 to 8027 and encodes 2670 amino acids. Gene Ontology annotation, molecular function: protein binding; protein serine/threonine kinase activity. The transcript has 3 exons. NCBI's taxonomy places the organism in Eukaryota, Metazoa, Arthropoda, Insecta, Diptera, Culicidae.